Molecule: messenger RNA, 4027 nt
Organism: Etheostoma spectabile (orangethroat darter)
Lineage: Eukaryota; Metazoa; Chordata; Actinopteri; Perciformes; Percidae
Product: chitin synthase chs-2-like
Biological process (GO): chitin biosynthetic process
Cellular component (GO): cell septum; cell periphery
Molecular function (GO): chitin synthase activity
Source: RefSeq, a predicted model, not a curated record
CCGAAGAAAGGAUGGAGAAAGACAGAGGCAACAUAAAGAAGCCGUGGGAUACCUGCAGGGAGACUCCCAUCAUUAAGGAUGAACAGACGCCAUGGAAGAUCAUCAAACUGCUAAAGAUCGCCUCUCUGGCUAUCGUCGCAGUGUUUGUCUUUGGAUUGGCGCUAUGUAGCAAGACGACGUUCCUACUGCUCAUUACCUUGUCCCACAAAGGCACAAAAGUCCUCCCAGAUAACAUGAAACCCGUUGCUCUGCUGUGUAUCGGCUGCGCCCUCAUCAUUUCCAGUGUUUUUCUAUUGCUCAAAAGCUUUUGGAAGUCAUGCUAUAAAACGUCAAAGCUGCCAAGAAAAUCAACUGUAGCACUGGUCCUUUUCUUUGAGUUCCUAGUGGCUACAGGUGUAGCGAUUCUCACCAUAGUGGCGAUGCCACACUUAGACAUCGUGACCAACGUGGCAAUUCUGAAUGGUGUAGCCGUUCUCUCUGCGCUCCUCCAGGUGAUAGCUCAAUGCUCCGCCAAAGAAAGAAACCGCUUCCUGCUGCCGUCCAUCUUUGCCUUCAUCCUCAUUUUGCUGGGUUACGCCCUGUUCCUCUAUCUAUACAUCACAAAGAAUCCUACUGAUGUCAAGAUGAUCAUUUGGGUGGGUCUGGCUGUUGGUGCGUCCUUCUUGGUGUCUUUGAACUGGUGGGAGAGCUAUUUGAGACUUAUCAGCAAGAACAGCAACUCCGUAUUCCUCAACAAUUUCUGUAAAGACUUGACAAAGUGCCAGAAUGUAGUGCGCAUCCUAACCAGCCUGCUGAGGAUUGCCGUGACCGCCUGUGUGCUCGGAGCCUACGUCCACUUGGACAACAUGGACUGGAAAAUCGUGACCCUGAUUCCAAGCCGUGAGACAAAAAUUAUAGCCAUCAUCAUCGGGGUCCAGCUGAUCUCAUCUGCACUCUGCCACUGGUUUUCUUUGGUAGCCUGCAAGAUGCACGCCCUGCGGCGAUGCUUCAUCAUGCCUUUGUACCUGGCCUCUCUGGCCGUCAUGGUUCUGUUUGUUGUCCCCGUUAUCGUUUACUAUCAAAACUACAGAACCAGUUUGAACGGGACUUCAAUCAACUUCAUAGGCUACUGCAGUCAAGUUGUGGAUGGAAGAAACCAAAGCCUAAAUGACAAUGUGUUCCGAGAGCUGGUUUUGGAUGUCACACACACUCUGUGCUUCCUGGACAUGUCCAAGAUGGCUGACAUUGGAUUAUUGACAGGGUCGGCAGUAUCCUGGUGGCUCGGCCUUUUGCUGGCCACUCUCCAUCUGUGGUACCUAAACGUGGAUCGUAUCCAGAGGACCCAAGACCUGUUCACCAGGAGGCUGUAUGAAGGAGCAUUUAUUGAACAGUCCCUGCUCCUCAACACCCGAUUCGACAUCCUGUCCAAAGACAGGAAAAAGAAGGUAUACGAAACGUUGAUGGUGUAUCUGUGUGCGACAAUGUGGCACGAAACCUACAGCGAGAUGAUGAACAUCAUUAUCUCAAUAUUCAGACUGGAUAAGUACAGACCAAAGACAGAAGAUGAAAAGAACACUGAUUUCAAGUUUGAAACCCAUAUCUACUUUGAUGAUGCGUUCACUGAUGAUAAAGAUAGUCGGGGGCGUCACCUCAACAAAUAUGCACUAAACCUUGUGGAGAUCUUCACAGAAGUUUAUGGAAUCUUCACAAACAUCAACAACGAGUUCUUCAAUAAGAAGCAGCAAAUCCCUGAACAGAAUAUAAUAAGGACGCCGUAUGGAGGACGCCUGGAGGUCGCCAUGCCUCAUGGGAACAUCAUCACCGUUCACUUUAAGGAUAAAGAUCUCAUCCGCCACAAGAAGAGAUGGUCCCAGGUCAUGUAUCUUUACUAUCUUCUGGGCUGGAAACUCAUGACCAAGUAUUAUGCACGCUAUCAGAAGGGAGAGGACGGGCCUGAGUUUAGAGCAGAAGUUGAGAAAGAAAAGCAAAACACCUACAUCCUGGCUUUAGAUGGAGACACAGACUUCCAACCGGCUGCUUUGAUGCUGCUCAUCGAUCGUCUGAAAAUGUACCCAAGUGUCGGAGCAGCGUGUGGCAGGAUUCACCCCACUGGCUCAGGUCCCGCAGUGUGGUUCCAGAAGUUUGAGUACGCUAUUAGUCAUUGGCUGCAAAAGACAGCGGAGCAUGUCAUUGGCUGUGUGCUUUGCAGCCCCGGCUGCUUCAGUCUAUUCAGAGCAAAGGCGCUGAUGGACGACAACGUGAUGAAGAAAUACUCCAGCAAGUCCAUGGAGGCGAGCCACUACAUCCAGUACGAUCAAGGUGAGGACCGCUGGCUGUGUACUCUGCUGCUGAAACAAGGAUGGAGAGUGGAGUACAAUGCAGCAGCUGAUGCUUUCACCAAUGCACCGGAGAACUUCAACGAACUCUACAACCAGCGUCGGCGUUGGGGGCCGUCCACAAUGGCCAAUGUGAUGGAUCUCUUGGGCGCAACCAGCACAGUUUCCAAGAAAAACCGAAGCAUAUCCAAACUUUUCAUGUUCUACCAGCUCUUUGCCAUCGCCUCAGCCAUCCUGGCCCCUGCCACAAUCUGCCUUAUGGUUGCAGGUAGUUUUACCUUCAUCUUUAACAUGAAUGCCAGCGCUUCCCUGGUCCUGGCUAUCAUACCGCCUGUCAUCUACCUUAUUCUUUGCUUUUAUCUGAAGUCCGAAACUCAGAUUACAAUUGCAGGAGUCCUAAGUGUCUUGUACGCAUUCCUCAUGUUGGUGGUGACGUUAUCCAUUAUCGGCUCAAUGGUGAAAGAAAAGACUAUCCUGACACCCAGCGGCAUGUUCGUCAUUGCCAUUUCUGCCAUUUACAUCAUCACAGCGAUAAUGCAUCCUCAGGAAAUCCAACUGAUCUUCUACGGCGUACUCUACAUCCUCUAUCCAAGCGCCUACCUCCUUCUCUCCAUCUACUCCAUGGUCAACAUGAACAACGUUUCCUGGGGCACCCGGGAGACAAAACCUGUUGCUGGAGAUGCCCCACCACAGCCUUCCACCCCACAAACAAGAACCCAGAAAGCCAAAAGUGCAUGCCAACGGUUCUUCUCGUGGGCCAGAUGUUGUAAAAACUCCAACCAGAGUUCUGGAGACGGGCAUCACGGUGACGGCCAGCCAGUCCUGAUCCCACAGUCCGCACAGCCAGAACUCCGGCCCCAAAACACACGUGUUGAUAGCCCAAUGUUUACAGUGAAUGCUAAUUUAUCAUCUGAUUUAUCUGUUUGUGCUACAAGGCAACCGAAACCUGAUUUUCAAGAUUGGGUCACACAAAUGAAGGAUGUGUUCAGUGACAUGCAGCUGCAGGAGGCCUCACUCAAAAAGGAGGAGGAGCAGUUCUGGAUGGAUCUUCAGAAGAAGUACUUGGAGCCUUUGCAGGUUGAUAAAGAGAGACAGCAAAAGAUUGUGAAUGACCUGCGACAGCUGAGAAACAAAAUAAACUUUGCCUACUUCAUGAUGAAUGCCCUGUGGCUGGUGGCGACAUUUACCCUCCAGCUCUUCGAGGCCACCGUCGCUAUCCCGAUCACCUUAGUCGACUUGGACCUCAAGCCCACCGGAACAGUACUACGUGUCGACCCCAUUGGCUUUAUGUUCAUUCUGGGAUUUGCGUCAAUGGUUGGAAUCCAGUUCCUUACAAUGUUCUACCACAGAAUCUACACUCUGAUCCAUUAUGUGGCCUUUUUGGACACAGAGCCCAAAGAGAAAAACAAUGAACCAAAAGAACUAUACCUUCCCGGCAAAAAGGACGUAUCUAUCUCCAACAACGACUCCGUCAUUGAAACCAACUCCCUGGAGGACUCUGACCUUGAUGACAGUGAUGAAUAUGAGGAUGAUUCUUUCUAAAACAGACGUCAUGAUGGAUGGAGUACAACGUAUACAUAGUCUCUGUGAACAACACUUUUUAGCACUUUGAAAUUUCCAAUGUAAGUGAGCUUUUACCGAAAAUGCCUUUAUAAUGUAUUUUAUUCAUGUUUGCAUCUAAGUAUGCACAAUUUAUUUAUAAAAAGCUGUCA